Molecule: messenger RNA, 708 nt
Organism: Zygosaccharomyces rouxii
Lineage: Eukaryota; Fungi; Ascomycota; Saccharomycetes; Saccharomycetales; Saccharomycetaceae
Exons: 1
Coding region: 1-708 (235 amino acids)
Source: RefSeq, a predicted model, not a curated record
AUGAAAAUGGGCGAUACAAAGAAUUCUAAUAACAGUGUCAGUUCUUAUAAGAACGGUGGCAAGAAAAAUGGUAAUGUUGACAAGACAAAGAUGGGCGGCAAAAAUGAAAGCACUAAAAAUAGGUCUGAUACUAACAGCAACAGCAGUAGUAAUAAAAAUCUUAAGAAUAAAACUGGAAGGAAGAGUGUAAACAACGGUGUUACUUCCAAAAAUUCAGGCACCAAGUCUCCAAAGCAAGAAGUUCAAACUGAAACCAUGAGGUCUGCCAACAACAACAACAACAACAGGGGCAAUAGAUCCAAAAUGGUUGAUAGUACUACACAGACAUCUACUCCUCUUAGACUUCAUCUCGAUGGCAUGUUUCAUGAUACCGCUGGCGGCUACCAAAGACCUAGCCUCAACUCAGUUGAGAGUGAAUGUACUGAGGAUGAAGAAGAUGAUGAGCUGGUAAGUGAACUCGGUGCUCCCUCUUCACCGUUAUCGUCACACAGAUCGAGUGCACGCGCAUCAUUUAGUAACAAGGAACUCGGUUAUGGUUACAAUUUUAAAUUCGAAUGGGCGCAAAGUUUGAAAACACAACAGAUUUUAGUACCCACAGAAUUGAAACCUAGAUGCUUCCAAGACUUGGAAAACUCCCAUGAGCACAAAUUGUUAAGAUUAACAGAUCAAUUGAAUGAGCUCAUGACCACCACUCAAGACAAUCAGUAA